AUGGCUUAUGAGUGGGGUGGAUUGAAUUGGAAUGUUGUGACAGAUGUACUGACAUUAGAUAUUGGUGAUUGUGGAUAUCCCAUGGCAUGCGGCAAUUACGACAUUUGUUCACCAAACAGACAAUGCAGUAGUCUUGAGGAAACUGCCACCAGCAACACUUCCAUGCAAAUAAAUUCUAGAAGCAAUUACUACAUUGAUGAGAAAUCAAAGUUAGAGGAUUGCAAAAAGAGUUGCUUGAAACAUUGUUCAUGCAAAGCCGCUUUGUUUGCACAUGACUGGGACUAUUCAAAAAAAGGUUGUUUAUUGCUAUCUGAAGUCUAUUCUCUUAUAAAUAAGGAGGGAGGGGAUGAUAAAGUCAUUAUAUUUCUUAAACUACAAAAAUCUCCAAUUCCUUCACCAACAAAUUCUCCUCCAAAGAAAUCAACAAACAUCAGAGUCAUAUUGGGAUCCGGUCUCGGAGCUUUCUUUGGUGUAUGUUUUAUGGUUGCUGCUUGCAUUUUCAUUUUCAAAAACAAAGGAGAAUCCGAGGGACUUGAUGAGUUCUUUAGUGAUCAAGUACUAGGGCUGCAUCCUAGACUCUCUUAUGAAGAAUUGAGAGCCAUGACAAGCAAUUUGGAUAAUAAGCUCGGGGAAGGAGGGUUUGGGUUAGUGUUUCAAGGGAUAUUAAGUAAUGGCGCCAAAGUAGCUGUGAAGUGUCUCAAUGGUUUUGGUCAAGCUAAAAAGUCAUUCUUAGUUGAAGUUGAGACAAUAGGCAACAUUCACCAUUUCAAUUUGAUCUUUCAAAGGCACCAAGAGCUCACUCUUGGGUGGCAAUCCAGAAGGAAGAUCAUCAUGGAUAUAGCCAAGGGACUAACCUAUCUCCAUGAGAAAUAUAGGCAAAAAAUAUUUCACUUGGAUAUCAAACCCCAAAACAUCCUCUUAGAUAAAUAUUUCAAUACGAAAAUUUCUAAUUUUGGAUUAUCAAAACUAAUUAAUAGAGACCAAAGCCAAGUUGCAACAAUGAUGAAGGAAACACCUGGCUAUUUGGCUCCCGAAUGGUUGAACUCAAUUAUCACUGAAAAAGUAGAUGUCUAUGGCUUUGGUGUUAUGGUCUUGGAAAUGUUGUGUGUGUGCAAAAAUUUAGAUGGAUCUCAACCUGAGAAAGAUAUGCAUUUACUAAGUCUAUUUAAAAGGAAAGCAGAGGAGAAAUGA
Molecule: messenger RNA, 1191 nt
Organism: Camellia sinensis
Lineage: Eukaryota; Viridiplantae; Streptophyta; Magnoliopsida; Ericales; Theaceae
Source: RefSeq, a predicted model, not a curated record